Fusarium subglutinans is the source of this 1239-nucleotide messenger RNA. RefSeq lists its product as uncharacterized. The record is from RefSeq and is a predicted model, not a curated record. Lineage: Eukaryota; Fungi; Ascomycota; Sordariomycetes; Hypocreales; Nectriaceae. Bases 1 to 1239 code for a protein of 412 amino acids. The transcript has 4 exons.
AUGAGAAAGGUCAAAGGCAUGCGAGCGUUCAGGCCCAAUGCUCCGCCAACGAACCCCAGGGCUUGGGGCGUAGCCCUGGACGCCGCAGGUGACAUCCUUGCGCCGCAUCUGCUUGGUGGAGACCAAAUGGAAACGAUGACUGAUGUUCUUUUCAAGAUGAGAACACACCGUGCCAUACUUCGUGGUACGGGCUUCUAUGAAGCGUUCAGAACGAUGCAAGACCGGAGGAUGGGCUGGCUGCCUGGGCUGUGUUAUACCUGGCACAAUGAUUACUACCUCAUACAGUGCAUUCUUGAAGAAGCGAAGGACAUUGACCGGAAUCGCUUCCGGGAGUAUAUGAGGCAUCGUGCGCUCAACAUUGGUAUCGUCAUCGGCGAACCGAGAUCCGGAAAGACCAGGAUGGGAGCUGCUGCUGCUCUCUGCAUGGCGGCCAAACUCGGGCAAAUCUUGUGUUCUGGUCCAUCGCAUGCGGCGAUUGACCUCUUUGCCAGUCGCCUAGACACCAGAAGCCAUGCUGUAGCGGCGCGGUACAAUACUAUCCUACCCGCGGGCCACCCUGGUAGACGCCGCCAUCAUCUGGUGAUACGCAUGUACGCUCAGGGCGAUGAACUGUUGGCGAUCAAACAACUUUUGAACAACCCCCAGGCUGUUGACUGGGCGCAGAACAUGGGUGAGUUCUAUCCAGGAACCCACUGGAAGUUGCACCUCUCUUUGGCCUACUGGACCUUGGCUAUCUUACGGUCGAGUGCUGUACCAGCCCUCGACGCCAAUUGCAAGCCAGGCCUACGCGCUGUGCAAAAUUACCUCGACAACCAAGCAGAUGUCUUACCACUCCGCCAGGUCGCGCGUGGAGCCAUCAGCUGGGCUCAAUACACAGCCACGCCGAAUACCAUUCCGAUCAUUGAGAAAGUUAUGGCCAUGGUCAUGCGAGAGGCCGACUUCCUCUGCGUCCAUCCAACAGAUGCUGAGAUCUCGCCGGUUCCCAGUUGGAGAAGUCAUUUUGCCCGAGGUCUCGUAGUUGAUGACGCGGGCCGCAUGAAUCGAGCCGACUUUUACGGUCUCUGGGGGAACACACUCCUUCCCGUCUUUCUCGUUGGUGAUCCCGAUGAGAAGCCUGUGGUUCUCACGACCGACGAGACCGACAGUGACGGCAAUCUGUACAAUCGAUUUGCGGCAGAUGGUGCCGUUUCGCCACUGAAAUAUCUCAUGGCAACUGGCAUCCCCGUCUUCCGUUUGUAG